Molecule: messenger RNA, 6717 nt
Organism: Megalobrama amblycephala (Wuchang bream)
Lineage: Eukaryota; Metazoa; Chordata; Actinopteri; Cypriniformes; Xenocyprididae
Exons: 34
Coding region: 509-5776 (1755 amino acids)
Biological process (GO): DNA repair
Molecular function (GO): zinc ion binding
Source: RefSeq, a predicted model, not a curated record
CAAGUGGCUAAAUCGUACGAAUUCGUACGAGCUGGGUCGUACGAAUUCGUACGAUUUGUUCCUUGCAUUUAAAACAACCUCGUCAAGGCGAAUUCGUACUAAUUCGCACGAUUUAAUUACGUGGUUAAAUCGUACUGUAUAGUACGAUUUCUUGUUCGCGUUGAAUAACUCUCGAUUGGAAAGCAUCGCGAUAUUAAACAGCAGUUACACGUGCCACAUCUCGUUACUUCAGAUCCUACACUAAUCCUUCAUAUAGACUUCCUUCGACAUAUCAACCCAACGGCUCUUUUAAGAGCCAUCUCUUUCAAAAGCGCUCUCUCUCUCUCUCUCUCUCUCUCUCUCACUCACUCACACAUACAUACACAGCAACUCUUUCCCCCUCCAUCCCUCUUCUCUUCCUCCCUCCAUCCUUCUUCUCUUCCUCCCUCCCUCCAUCCAUCCCUCUUCUCUUCCUUUGUGUCUCUGUCUUUUGACUUUUCUUUGAUUAUUUCUCUUUCUCAUCUUCAAUAUGGCAUCUUGUCAAAACUCAGGUUUUGACCAAUUAUGUCAGGAAGCUGCAAUUAUUACAAGGGAACUUGAACUCAAAGCUGCCAGUGCUGCACUUGAAGCAGCUACCAAGGAGGCUGAAGAAAUUCUACAAACCUUCAACCCUCCACCACUGAAAAAGAAGACCAAACAAGCCUGUAGCACUCGUGUCAGACCAGUCUCUUUUGUAGAGAGGGAUGAGUUUGGGCAUCUUGUGCCAAAACGGAGAAGGCCAAAACUCACCAAGGCAAACAUUUCCAAAUCUACAACGAUUAACAGUCCAGCUAUGUCAUCUUUGGAGUCUGGGCAAGUAGAGAUUGAUCAUGGUGAAGUUCCAUCACAGCCUUCUCACACUGUUUGGCCAGCAGUUGAAGAUAUAGAAACUCUUCAUCAAGAGGUAGAGGAUCUGUUGGCUGAUACUGGAGACAUUCAGUGCUCAAAUCCGACCUCCUCAAACACAUGGUCAGUUCGCAUGGCCCAGGCUAAAAAGAAGUGGGCAGCUUUGAGGCCCGAGAUGGUGGAAUCUUUAUUAACAGCUGAGUACACGGAUAUCAGACAGUGCCAGCACUGCCAACUGAAGCGAUCUGUUAUCCGCUGUAAAGACUGUGUUCCUAAACAGCUGUACUGUGCAGACUGCGAUAUAUUGGCCCAUGAAAGGAAACUGCACAACCGAGAGACAGAUGUAGAGGGAUUCUUUCGGGCCAUAUCCCCGUCUACUUUGGUGAAGGUGGAUAUUGACAACCAAUUCCAUUUUGAGGAAAAAGAUUGUCUUUUGCCUCUAGAGACACCUGAUCAAAUUUGCAGCUGUGCCACUGAUACCAUUGUGGUGUCAGGAGGUAAAAAGGCUAUUCUCAUUGGAAUUGAUGGUCGCUACAACGUCAGCUUGCCAACCUUCACAUGCUCAACAUGCCAUAUGAGCAGAACGACCAGCAUCCCACACCUGAUCAAGUCUGGUUACUGGCCUGCCACAGCAAGCUGUGAAACACUUUAUAAAAUUGAUGUGUUUGUGUCAUACGACCACAUGAAAUUGACUGCUCCUGGACUUUCUAGACAGUCCUUCGUCAGUUUAUUGGAACAGCGGACGGAGUUCUUUGGCCGAGAUGGAAAGAUCUGCACAGAUGCUUUUCAAAGAAGUUUUUUCGAAUGGAGAUACUGCCAGUUCCAAAUUGAUCAGCUCUGUGGACUGAAAGUGUUUGAGUGUCCAGCCUGUUCUCCAUUUAUGCUUGCUGUGUCAGUCGAUGGUAACAGGAAAUUGUAUCGCUUCAAAAGAGGGGCUGAAGAUCAUGGUCUGUUCAAGGGUGUCUUUGUCUGUGAGGAUGAAGAUGUUUCCAAGUUCGUGGACUACAUUAAUAAGAAGACAAAGCACUCCGCUGGAAAAGGUGUCUGUGGAUCGAGUCAGUGGACUGCAGCACGGGAGUCCAUCCCAAAGAAAAUCAACAAGCUGGAUGAGGAGGGGAUGGAGGUGGCUGUCUGUCGGCAUGGUGUGCUGCUGAGAAGUCUGAACAUGAUGAGGGGGGAAAUAUUUGCAUAUCCGUUGUUUCUCCAAAAGGAGCUGACGCCAAGGAAUGUUCAGUUCAUGUGCACUGACGUAAUAUGCAAGUACUGGCCAUACCUGCAGAGAGUUGUUAAUGAUUGUCCAGAGCUUUCUCCUCUCCUGCACAUGAAGCCAUUCCUGUCAGUGAUGCAUGCAAAGGCCCACUCUUGGAAAUGUGAGAUUAAGUGGGGUGGCCGAAACCAAGAAGGAGCAGGCACCACCUUGGGUGAAGAGGUGGAACAAGUAAACAGCUUCUUGUCGAGAACUGCUAUAUGCAGUAAAUACAUGACCAAAGGAGCUAGGACAGACAUGAUUACUAUCCAGGCCAUGGCAUGGAAUCAACGCAAAAUUGACAACCUUGCAAACGUGCUGUCCCGAAGAUUAAUAAAGACAAAAGCACAAAUUCAGGAGGAGUCCCUAAAUCUUGAUGCACUAAAGACAGAGUUUGCAGUAACAGAUGACACACUUAAAGACUGGACCAGUGAAAUCCAGCAGUGGGCUGAUACAGCAACAAGUAAGGAGAAUGCAAGCAGUCAACAGGGACUCCAGAAGACAAUUGAGACUCUUUAUGUGAGCAUCAGGCAGAGGAAGCGAGAUCUUUACCGUCAAACAGAUGGAAACAAAAGAAGACACAAACUCCGUAGAAAAAUUUUGGAGGAAAAGGCCAAAUUUAGUGCAGCUGUGGAUGAGUACAACAGGGAAGCACCUGAAAAGCUGCAGUCAGCCGACUCAAUUCUGGCAUGUGAGAGCUAUGCAUGGCCAUGGGUACUGGAUGAGCGUGAUAAUCUUGUCACCAAAAAAAGGGCCUUUGACCAACUGAUGCUGCUAAAGCGCCUUACCGAAGAGGAGUGCAUUGUCCUGAAUGAAAUCAGGAAUCACUGGAAAAGCCUCAAAAGGGAUCUGUCUCUUCUAAAUGACCUUUCAUGUCAUGUUGCUGUUGAAUCUCUCUCUCUCUCUCACUCACUCACACAUACAUACACAGCAACUCUUUCCCCCUCCAUCCCUCUUCUCUUCCUCCCUCCAUCCUUCUUCUCUUCCUCCCUCCCUCCAUCCAUCCCUCUUCUCUUCCUUUGUUUUGACCAAUUAUGUCAGGAAGCUGCAAUUAUUACAAGGGAACUUGAACUCAAAGCUGCCAGUGCUGCACUUGAAGCAGCUACCAAGGAGGCUGAAGAAAUUCUACAAACCUUCAACCCUCCACCACUGAAAAAGAAGACCAAACAAGCCUGUAGCACUCGUGUCAGACCAGUCUCUUUUGUAGAGAGGGAUGAGUUUGGGCAUCUUGUGCCAAAACGGAGAAGGCCAAAACUCACCAAGGCAAACAUUUCCAAAUCUACAACGAUUAACAGUCCAGCUAUGUCAUCUUUGGAGUCUGGGCAAGUAGACAUUGAUCAUGGUGAAGUUCCAUCACAGCCUUCUCACACUGUUUGGCCAGCAGUUGAAGAUAUAGAAACUCUUCAUCAAGAGGUAGAGGAUCUGUUGGCUGAUACUGGAGACAUUCAGUGCUCAAAUCCGACCUCCUCAAACACAUGGUCAGUUCGCAUGGCCCAGGCUAAAAAGAAGUGGGCAGCUUUGAGGCCCGAGAUGGUGGAAUCUUUAUUAACAGCUGAGUACACGGAUAUCAGACAGUGCCAGCACUGCCAACUGAAGCGAUCUGUUAUCCGCUGUAAAGACUGUGUUCCUAAACAGCUGUACUGUGCAGACUGCGAUAUAUUGGCCCAUGAAAGGAAACUGCACAACCGAGAGACAGAUGUAGAGGGAUUCUUUCGGGCCAUAUCCCCGUCUACUUUGCUGUGCGCCACUGAUACCAUUGUGGUGUCAGGAGGUAAAAAGGCUAUUCUCAUUGGAAUUGAUGGUCGCUACAACGUCAGCUUGCCAACCUUCACAUGCUCAACAUGCCAUAUGAGCAGAACGACCAGCAUCCCACACCUGAUCAAGUCUGGUUACUGGCCUGCCACAGCAAGCUGUGAAACACUUUAUAAAAUUGAUGUGUUUGUGUCAUACGACCACAUGAAAUUGACUGCUCCUGGACUUUCUAGACAGUCCUUCGUCAGUUUAUUGGAACAGCGGACGGAGUUCUUUGGCCGAGAUGGAAAGAUCUGCACAGAUGCUUUUCAAAGAAGUUUUUUCGAAUGGAGAUACUGCCAGUUCCAAAUUGAUCAGCUCUGUGGACUGAAAGUGUUUGAGUGUCCAGCCUGUUCUCCAUUUAUGCUUGCUGUGUCAGUCGAUGGUAACAGGAAAUUGUAUCGCUUCAAAAGAGGGGCUGAAGAUCAUGGUCUGUUCAAGGGUGUCUUUGUCUGUGAGGAUGAAGAUGUUUCCAAGUUCGUGGACUACAUUAAUAAGAAGACAAAGCACUCCGCUGGAAAAGGUGUCUGUGGAUCGAGUCAGUGGACUGCAGCACGGGAGUCCAUCCCAAAGAAAAUCAACAAGCUGGAUGAGGAGGGGAUGGAGGUGGCUGUCUGUCGGCAUGGUGUGCUGCUGAGAAGUCUGAACAUGAUGAGGGGGGAAAUAUUUGCAUAUCCGUUGUUUCUCCAAAAGGAGCUGACGCCAAGGAAUGUUCAGUUCAUGUGCACUGACGUAAUAUGCAAGUACUGGCCAUACCUGCAGAGAGUUGUUAAUGAUUGUCCAGAGCUUUCUCCUCUCCUGCACAUGAAGCCAUUCCUGUCAGUGAUGCAUGCAAAGGCCCACUCUUGGAAAUGUGAGAUUAAGUGGGGUGGCCGAAACCAAGAAGGAGCAGGCACCACCUUGGGUGAAGAGGUGGAACAAGUAAACAGCUUCUUGUCGAGAACUGCUAUAUGCAGUAAAUACAUGACCAAAGGAGCUAGGACAGACAUGAUUACUAUCCAGGCCAUGGCAUGGAAUCAACGCAAAAUUGACAACCUUGCAAACGUGCUGUCCCGAAGAUUAAUAAAGACAAAAGCACAAAUUCAGGAGGAGUCCCUAAAUCUUGAUGCACUAAAGACAGAGUUUGCAGUAACAGAUGACACACUUAAAGACUGGACCAGUGAAAUCCAGCAGUGGGCUGAUACAGCAACAAGUAAGGAGAAUGCAAGCAGUCAACAGGGACUCCAGAAGACAAUUGAGACUCUUUAUGUGAGCAUCAGGCAGAGGAAGCGAGAUCUUUACCGUCAAACAGAUGGAAACAAAAGAAGACACAAACUCCGUAGAAAAAUUUUGGAGGAAAAGGCCAAAUUUAGUGCAGCUGUGGAUGAGUACAACAGGGAAGCACCUGAAAAGCUGCAGUCAGCCGACUCAAUUCUGGCAUGUGAGAGCUAUGCAUGGCCAUGGGUACUGGAUGAGCGUGAUAAUCUUGUCACCAAAAAAAGGGCCUUUGACCAACUGAUGCUGCUAAAGCGCCUUACCGAAGAGGAGUGCAUUGUCCUGAAUGAAAUCAGGAAUCACUGGAAAAGCCUCAAAAGGGAUCUGUCUCUUCUAAAUGACCUUUCAUGUCAUGUUGCUGUUGAUAUAACAAAGAAGAAACAGGACUCUGACCUUUCCAAAAGUGGAAUUCUGGGACUUCACGCUCUACUACAGAAAAAACUAUGCUACCUAAAAAGUCACAUAUCCUCGGUUCGGCAGCUGUACGGUAGUGUCCUAGACAAUUGUGAGGUGUGUGAGGAACUGCAAGAUGAUGAUUACCUUAACAUGGAUGAGGAUUAUAUCCAGUAUGGUUCAGAGGAUGAGGAGGAGGAUGAAGACGAAGUUUCAUUUGAAAUUUAAAAACCUUGUAAAUCAUUACUGUGAAAAAACUGAGUAACAUACACUAAUUUAUGAUACUCAUUUAAUUUCCAUUAAAUCUUAACUGUCUAUAUUACUUGAUAAAACACUGACAAGGUGUUGUGCAAAUGUGUAAUCCUACUGUUAAAUUCUUGUUUUUAUAUUAAAUUUCAUAAUUUACAUGGUAAAAAUUGCACUGUAAAAUAUUACUUGCAUUCACUAUUAUUUAUUGUUAAAUAGCUUCUUGAUGUAACCUGUAAUAUUCAUGACUAUAUGUACAAUGUUUUACCAAAAUGUACCAAAUUCAUGACAAAUUCACAGAGAAGCUCCCAACCAGUUUUGUUGUUUACAGUAUGAGUGUGCUGCAGAUUUGUCCAAUAAAUGUGCUAAACUGCUUUGCUCUAGAGCUGAUAUAACUAAAAUGCCUACCCAGGUCCUUUUUCAUCCUUGCCCUAAUAGACUGAUUGACAACUGGUUUAUUUGAUUUUUAGCCCAUUUCAGGUGAGUACUGUUGGAUUUGUGUGUAAUGAUUCAAAUUCAGGAUCUUAUUUCAGGCUUAAGACUGUUUUCAGAAGCUUACAUGUGCCACAUUUUUUUAAAAGCCUAAAAACAGCUCAAACAUGCAUUUUAGUCCAGGACUAUCUUAAGCCUUGUCUGUGAAACUGGGGGUAAAUGUUUAUGUAUUUAAUAUGUGUAAUUAAUUAAUAUAUUUAAUUAAUAUUACUUAACCCCAUGGUGUAUGCAAUGGAUGGAAACCAUUUGGCCCUUGCUUAGAAGAGCCUAACUUAAAGCCUAUUUCUACAUCAGGUUAACCACACAAAGGAAUCUAUCGUUUAAAAAUGCUAGUUUACGUUUAAUGGGAAAUUAUAAAUGUAUAAAACAUAACCAAAUAAAUGUUUAUAGGAAUCUUGCAUUCAUCUCAUUAAUAAAUUCGCCAUAUAAAA